GAUUACCUUUACGAUUUCUUUGUUGAUUUCCAGGGGCUAUAAAACCAAUGACAAAACGUCAAUUUCUGGAGUUUAUGAAGUCUUUGAAGGCCAKUGACUARUCAGAGCUCAAAGAGGAGUUUCGGAUGUUAUCAAAUGCUCAUGCCUUCCCAGUGGAUAUCGCUAAGAAACCCGCCAACAAGAAGAAGAACCGUUAUGCCAACAUUGUUACCUAUGACAAUUCUCGCGUGYUGAUAAGUCGGCAGGCGGAUGACGAGCAUUCAGAUUACAUUAACGCAUCCUAUAUCAAGGGCUAUGAUGGAAGUACCAAGAAAUACAUAGCUACUCAAGGCCCUACACCGCAGACUGUUGCUGAUUUUUGGCAAAUGAUAUGGGAAGUGAACUCAUGUACUAUAGUCAUGCUGACCAAUCUGAAAGAGGGAUCAAAGGCAAAAUGUCAUCAAUACUGGCCAGAAGAUAAAGAAACUCACCGGGAUAUUACUGUCAUAAUUCAAAAGUCAGAGGUUUUCCCUGAUUAUAUCAUACGAACUCUCUUAUUAACAAAGUCAAACACCAAUGAGAGUCUUGAGGUUAACCAUUUCCAGUUCACUGUGUGGCCAGAUCAUGGAGUACCACAAUAUUCUACAGCCGUUUUAGGUUUACGGCGACAAGUAAAUGCUUUGAAUCCAGAUCAUGCUGGUCCUUUGGUGGUUCAUUGCAGCGCUGGUGUUGGUCGGACUGGUGCGUACAUCGUGAUCGACGCCAUGUUGGAACGUGCCAAACACCUCAAAAACGUCGCCAUACCAGACUACGUUGCAUCCAUCAGAAAUGACAGACCAUAUAUGGUGCAGACCGAGGAACAGUAUGUUUUUAUACAUCUYUCUCUAAAUGAAGUCUUCACCUGUGGUAACACAGAAUUCCCAGUUUAUAAUCUACAGAACACAAUGCGAAAACUAUCAAAAACUGCUCCAGAGAGAAACAAUAUAGGAUACGCCUUGGAGUUUGAGGUUUCUUUAUGCUGUUGGUGUUGAUGAGAAUGAUAAUGUUUCUCUUUCUUGUUCUUGUUCUUGUUCUUGUUCUUGUUCUUGUUCUUGUU
This is a messenger RNA of Exaiptasia diaphana, 1075 nucleotides long. RefSeq names its product receptor-type tyrosine-protein phosphatase S-like. Gene Ontology annotation, biological process: protein dephosphorylation. The record is from RefSeq and is a predicted model, not a curated record. Bases 48 to 1010 code for a protein of 320 amino acids. NCBI's taxonomy places the organism in Eukaryota, Metazoa, Cnidaria, Anthozoa, Actiniaria, Aiptasiidae. Gene Ontology annotation, molecular function: protein tyrosine phosphatase activity. The transcript has 9 exons.